GCAUUAAUCCAUGUGUUACUUCUUCAAAUAACCCACAGGGGAAAAUUUUCUCAUAAUGUAAACCAUUAAACUAUCACAUUUGUUCUGCCUCCACAUGGAGGAGACACGCUCCUCCCAAUUCCAACCCCCCUUUUUUUUGUUUUGAUGAAAAGAAAAAAUGGAGAAACAGAUAAAUAGUUCCUCUUUGGGGAAGUCUUACAAAAACCCAGAGCUCUGUUUGAGAGAGAAGGAGAGAAACAAACACCAGAACAGAGCCAGUGAGAGAGAAAGAGAGAUAGGGAAGUGGAGAGUUAGUGCAAGGAGCAGAAGAUAAUGCGACUGGAGCAGACAGAAAACACAACCGCUCAAUCUGCAACACUUCAGCUGUCUGUCAACUCUUUUGUGGCCAUGGGUCCGUCAUCCCAGAAGUUACUCUGAGGGCCAAACAAGGACAUAAAGCGGAGGAGAGAGCGACAGAGGAAGGCAGAGGAAAGCAGUAAACCCUGGCUGAGGUGAGGAGCAAGCAGCUGUGUGAGAACAGAGGUGAAGGCAGAGAGACGUCAAGCGGGGGAGUGAAGGAGCGAGGCGCCCCGUUCUUCCAGCAAAGAGAGAGGGGAAACCGGGGAAAACAAGAAGAAGAGAGCAGAGGUAAAGAGCCCGGGGAGGAGGGAGAAGAGUCGGGCGGACAUGGGGCUUUGUGCUGUUCUCCUCAUCUGUCUCUCCCAGGCCGAGCUGGGGAGAGUCUGGGCUCAAGAGCAUGAAGAUGCACUAGGCCAGACUCCUCUGCAGACAGAUGGGGGCCCGUCCAGUUUUCACAGAACCAGGAGGGACCAGCAGACCUUGCAUAAACACAGACAAGCUCGCGACACACAGACUGAAGGUGGAGGAGUGGAUAUCAGCACCCUGCCUGAUAACAUGACCCAGAUAGUGGAGGACUCGCAGAAGUACUACAGAUGGCAGAGUUUUGGUCCAACAGACAGACGGACUGAAGCCUUGUGGGUAGAUCUGAACAUGCUGCACAAGAGUCAAGUCCGAAUCCACGGCAUACUGUCUAAUACACACCGUCAGGCAGCGAGGGUGGCGCUUUCUUUCGAUUUCCCUUUUUAUGGGCACUACUUAAGACAAAUUAUCGUAGCAACUGGAGGCUUCAUCUUUAUGGGGGAGAUUACUCAUCGAAUGCUAACUGCCACACAGUACGUUGCUCCCCUCAUGGCCAACUUUGACCCCAGCUUCUCCAGAAACUCAACAGUGAAGUACUUAGACAACGGUAAUCUAUUUGUGGUGCAGUGGGACAAAGUUCGGCUAAAGGACCGAGAGCCUGAAGGAGCUUUUACAUUCCAGGUGGCCCUCUACAAAAACGGAACCAUUGUCUUCAACUACAGAGACAUCCCUGUACCAGUGGUGAAAAUGAAUUCCACUGAGCACCCAGUCAAAGUGGGACUGUCUGAUGCUUUCAUGGCGUCCCUCUCCUCCUCGCAGCUCCAAGAUGCGAACCGACGCACUAUCUAUGAGUAUCACCGUGUUGAGAUCGACACCACAAAGAUUGUCAGUCGAUCUGCUUUUGAGUUCACACCUCUGCCCACUUGCCUUCAACACACAUCCUGUGAUUUGUGCCUGACAUCCAACCUGACAGCUGGCUGCGGCUGGUGCAACACACUCCAGCGAUGCUCGGAUGGUAUUGACCGGCACAGGCAGGAAUGGAUAGAUUAUAACUGCCCUGAAGAGGCUAAAGGCACAUGUGAGGACUACAGCCCAGUGCUACCUGAGGGAUCUGUGAGCUCCUUCAACCACUCUUUCUCUGGUCCGACACCUUCUUCAGGUGACCAGCCUGUCACUGGUGAUGUACAGACGGGUUCUCCAAACCAUAAGGGGAUAACAGAGAACACAGCCAUCAUUGCAGGUGUAGUGGCUGCCCUGGUUCUGCUUGUAGCUCUGACCUUACUCGCUGUCUACUACAUCAACACACACCCAACGGUUGCCCCACCGUUCUACCUCAUGCAGCGACGUCCCAACAACUACUGGCCCUCUAUGAAGUUCCGCAACCAGGGCUGCCACUCCAGCUACGCUGAGGUCGAGCUCAGGGGUCAUGAAAAGGAAGGCUUCAUUGAAGCUGACCAGUGCUGCUGAGGGAACUGUACCUGCAGG
Molecule: messenger RNA, 2124 nt
Organism: Monopterus albus (swamp eel)
Lineage: Eukaryota; Metazoa; Chordata; Actinopteri; Synbranchiformes; Synbranchidae
Product: plexin domain-containing protein 1-like
Exons: 13
Coding region: 667-2106 (479 amino acids)
Source: RefSeq, a predicted model, not a curated record